GCGCGCGCUGCAUUGUGGGACAGUGCGGCCCAGUCAGCUCCUUGUAGUAGUUUCAUGGCGGCGGCUCCGUUGUCAGCGCUGUGACCGGCCGCCCCCUCCCGCCGGGGACCCCGACAGACUCGUCCUCAGAUUACUAAUCCUGUGUGUUCCUCUGUUUUUUUUGUUUUGUUUCCGUAUUUAAUGUGUUAAAGCAGGAGGCUCGGAAAAUGACUUCCACCACAGACGUGAUCCAGGUGACGAACGUGUCCCCGAGCGCCAGCACCGAGCAGAUGAAAACCCUCUUCGGGUUCCUGGGCAAAAUCGACGACCUGAGGCUCUUCCCGCCAGAUGAUUCUCCUUUGCCUGUAACAUCUCGUGUCUGUUUUGUAAAGUUCCAUGAUCCAGACUCUGCCGUGGUCGCUCAGCACUUGACCAACACAGUGUUCGUGGACCGAGCGUUGAUCGUGGUGCCAUACGCAGAAGGAGUAAUUCCUGAUGAGGCUAAAGCCCUGACACUUGUGGCCCCAGCAAAUGCAGUCACAGGUCUGCUUCCUGGCGGUGGACUUCUGCCUACUCCCAAUCCACUGGGUCAGAUUGGUGCUGUACCGCUCUCUGCUCUGGGAGCUCCUACACUGGAUCCUACACUUGCAGCUCUUACUCUUCCUGGCGCCAACCUAAGCUCCCAGUCUCUUGCAGCAGACCAGUUAUUAAAACUUAUGAGCACCGUUGAUCCUAAACUGAAUCAUGUAACGGCCGGGCUGGUGUCCCCAAGUCUAAAGUCUGAUGCUUCUAACAAAGAUAUUGAAGAAGCCAUGAAGAGGGUUCGGGAAGCCCAGUCUUUGAUUUCUGCUGCCAUUGAACCUGAUAAGAAGGAUGAAAAAUCAAAAAAACGUUCAAGGUCACGUUCCCAUUCCAGGAGAAGGAGGACACCCUCAUCCUCCAGGCACAGACGUUCAAGAAGUAGGUCAAGAAGAAGAUCUCAUUCAAAGUCUAGAAGCAGACGGCGGUCUAAGAGCCCCAGAAGAAGGCGCUCCCACUCAAGGGAAAGAAGCCGUCGCACUCGAUCUAAAUCCAGAGAUAAAAAGCGAGAAGAGAAAGAGAAAAAGCGAUCCAAAACCCCACCCAAGAGCUACAGCACAAGCAGGCGGUCCCGGAGUGCAAGCAGGGACAGGAGGCGCAGGAAGAGUCGUAGUGCAUCUCGAUCCCCUAAAAAAAUAAGAUCACCAAAAAGGAAAGCAUCUCGCACCCCGUCGCCUAGAAGACAUAAAAAAGAAAAGAAGAAGGACAAAGACAGAGAAAAGAUCAGAGAUGAAAGAGAGAGAUCUUCCAGUAAAAAGAAGAAAAGCAAAGACAAAGACAAAGAGAAGGAACGAGAGCGAAGAUCAGAAAGCGAAAAAGAUGUGAAACAGGUGACACGAGACUACGAUGAAGAGGAGCAAGGUUACGACAGUGAGAAGGAAAAGGGAGAAGAGUAUAUGGUGACAGAGGCCAGCCCCCCGCUAGAUGAGGAGGCCAUAAUUGAGAGGGCGAGUGGUGAAUCGGCAAAGGACUCCAAAGUGAACGGUGACGAUCAUCAUGAGGAAGAUAUGGAUAUGAGUGAUUGAGCGCUUCCCCUCCCCCAGUGCUCCUUCCUAUGUAACUUUUUUUUUUUUUUUUUCAUUUUCUAUUUAAAAAUGUUCUAAUUUGGUCGUCUGCAGCACAGAACUUAUUGGUGAAUGUAAAACUACAGAAGUCAUUAGAUUUGUACUGAAGGGUCUGUCUGAAACAUUGACGUGGAUAACCUGUCUUGUGUGGUUUUAAAGAGAAACUGUAAAAAUAAAUCUACCCCAAUUCUUUAAUGUGACGCAACUUAACAAAUAUGUUGCAUGCGUCUUACACCUCGCAUGUUGUAUAAUUUCGCUACUUAGAUGCCCAGUUUCCUCGUGUGCUAGACUGCAUAUAGUUCACCAUAUCCAGAACGUGGCUGUCCACAACUAAUGGUCUUCUGUGCGCUCAGCGGGAAAUUUAAACUCCUCCUAACGUAGGUAGAUCGCUAGCCGUCGUACAGCCCCAUUCUGUGGGCUUUCUUUAUGCUUCAGUAAAGAUGUAACUGACUUGGAUUUUUUGUUUUUUGUUUUUUUUUCCCUUUCCAAGACUGUGAUGAUCUGUUAAAGGGGUUUCCCUUCAUAGACUUGAAUGUAAUAUUGACUGCAUGUAAAUCAUUGGUCGGUUCUGACUGCUGGGGCCAGCAGUAAACUUGAGAAGGAAAGUGGCUGCUCAAGACCGAGACGACUGGGCGAGUGUUUGUAUGUCCCAGUGACUGCAGAUGUGUGGCUGCAACUCAUCAGGGGCCCCAAUUCUUAGGGUUGGAUGGAGGCCUCAGCAGUCAGACCCACUAAAAUGGGUUUUCUGGGAUUAAAUAUUGAUAAGUUGUCCUCAGGUUUGGUCUCCAAUAUCUGAUCAAUGGGGGGCUGCCUCUUGAUACUGUGCUAAGCACUGCACCUUACGUUCUAUAGUGGCUGUUCUUGGUAUUGCAGCUCAGUCCCAUUCUCUUGAAUGAGACAGAGUUGCAGAAAGGUCAUGUGACCCAUGGACAUGAUGUCAUAGACUGAUGCCUCACCGAUGCAUAUUAGCACCUAUCCUCAGGAUAAGUUGUCAGUCUCCUGAUGUCCUAGAUAACCCCGUUAAUCACUGAUUUCAUAUACAGUUAAAAUAGCAUUAAAGGGGUUCUACAGUU
This is a messenger RNA of Bufo bufo (common toad), 2695 nucleotides long. RefSeq names its product serine and arginine rich splicing factor 11 (gene SRSF11). NCBI's taxonomy places the organism in Eukaryota, Metazoa, Chordata, Amphibia, Anura, Bufonidae. Gene Ontology annotation, biological process: RNA splicing. Gene Ontology annotation, cellular component: nucleoplasm. The record is from RefSeq and is a predicted model, not a curated record. The transcript has 12 exons. The coding region runs from base 207 to 1583 and encodes 458 amino acids. Gene Ontology annotation, molecular function: RNA binding.